This is a messenger RNA of Arctia plantaginis, 14115 nucleotides long. The record is from the annotation of a GenBank genome assembly. NCBI's taxonomy places the organism in Eukaryota, Metazoa, Arthropoda, Insecta, Lepidoptera, Erebidae.
AUGGCAGAUUCCUUGGACGGGAACGAGAAUGCCGUUGAGGUUCAAAGUUUGGUCGUUGUUGACUUUCAAGACUUCGCAAAUUACCUGCGCAGGGCCGCAACGGUACUUUUACCUGAAGAUGACAUCGUUCCGCCGGCAUUAAAUGCUGCACUUGACGAUAAAGUAAAUCAAGAUUGUAUUAGAAAAUUUAUCUCCGAUCCUCAAGUGUCUUCGUUGUAUAUUCAGAGAUUUUCUUCCAAAGAAGAUGACAAUGAACAACCUACUGAAGGUGAGGAGGAGAAAGAGGCUGUCACUUAUCAAAUCAGCACUGAGGUUCACUUUACAUCUCCUCGGGUGGCAGCAUUUGUCUGCAUCAAGCGUGGAGCAGUCAUUGAAGCUGACAAGUCUAUCCAUAGCCAGCUUCGUCUUAUUAACUUAUCAGAUGGGUCUCCAUAUGAGACCUUACAUGCCUUCAUCAGCAAAACAAUGGCCCCAUUCUUCAAGAGUUAUGUAAAAGAAAGUGGAAGGGCAGAUAGGGAUGGAGACAAGAUGGCACCAUCAGUGGAGAAGAAGAUUGCAGAGUUAGAGAUGGGACUGCUGCACCUUCAGCAGAAUAUUGACAUCCCAGAAAUCACUCUACCAGUUCACCCACUGGUUGCUGCAGUCAUCAAAAGAGCUGCAGAUGAGGGUCGCAAACCACGAGUGGCAGAUUUUGGUGAUAAAGUUGAAGACUCAACAUUCUUAAACCAAUUGCAGAAUGGGGUCAAUCGCUGGAUCAAAGAAAUUCAAAAGGUCACUAAGUUGGAUCGCGACCCUUCAAACGGAACAGCCCUUCAAGAAAUUUCUUUCUGGCUUAACUUGGAAAGAGCACUCCAUCGCAUUCAGGAGAAAAGAGAGAGUGUUGAGGUCGCCCUGACUCUGGAGAUACUGAAAUAUGGCAAGCGGUUUCAUGCGACGGUCUCCUUUGACACCGAUACAGGGCUAAAGCAGGCUCUUGCAACUGUGUCUGAUUACAAUCCUCUAAUGAAAGAUUUUCCAAUCAACGAUUUGCUGAGUGCCACAGAACUUGAGAGGAUUAGACUGGCAGUUCAACAAAUUUUCUCACAUCUCCGGAAAAUCCGUUCUACGAAAUACCCCAUCCAACGAGGAUUGAGACUUGUCGAAGCUAUUUCUCGGGAUUUGGGUCAACAACUCCUCAAGGUGUUAGGUACUCGUCGUCUGAUGCACAUUCCAUUUGAAGACUUUGAACGAGUUAUGACCCAAUGCUUUGAAGUGUUCUCCUGUUGGGAUGACGAGUAUGAAAAGUUGCAAGGAUUAUUACGGGACAUCGUGAAGAAGAAGCGCGACGAGCACAUCAAGAUGGUGUGGCGCGUGUCGCCCUCGCACAAGCGGCUGCAGGCGCGCAUGGAGCACAUGCGUCGCUUCCGCCGCCACCACGAGCAGCUGCGCACCGUCAUGCUCAGGGUGCUUCGUCCCCGUGCAACCGUGGCAGCCGAAGCGGGUGCUGGCGGUGAACCUACACAACCUCAUUCGUUGCCAAUGGAUGCUGCCGAUGCCAACGCAAUUGCUGAGGUUAACCUUGCAUAUGAAAAUGUAAAAGAAGUAGAUUGCUUGGACAUUUCACGCGAAGGUUGCGAUGCAUGGGAAGCCGCCGUCCGUCGUUACGAAGACAGAAUCGACCGUGUGGAGACCCGUAUCACUGCACACCUGCGUGACCAGUUAGGAACAGCUAAGAACGCCAACGAGAUGUUCCGCAUCUUUUCUCGCUUCAACGCACUGUUCGUACGUCCACACAUCCGUGGGGCCAUACGCGAGUACCAGACUCAGCUCAUACAGCGCGUCAAAGAUGACAUCGAAGCGCUUCAUGAAAAAUUUAAGGUGCAAUAUCCUCAAUCGAAGUGCAGCCGCCUCUCCCUUGUGCGUGAUUUGCCGCCCGUGGCUGGUUCCAUUAUCUGGGCCAAACAGAUUGAUCACCAACUGACUGCAUACCUAAAGAGAGUCGAGGAUGUAUUAGGAAAAGGAUGGGAGAAUCAUAUCGAAGGUCAGAAGUUAAAGGCAGACGGCGAUAGUUUUCGCUUAAAGUUGGAUACGCAAGAAGUUUUCGAUGAAUGGGCUCGAAAGGUCCAACAACGUAAUCUAGGUGUGUCUGGACGCAUCUUCGCUAUAGAAUCCGUUCGUGCCCGUUCUAGUAAAACAAACACAAUAUUAAAACUAAAAGUGAACUUUUUGCCGGAGAUCAUUACUCUCUACAAAGAAGUUCGUAAUUUGAAAAAUCUCGGCUUCAGAGUGCCUUUAGCCAUAGUGAACAAAGCUCACCAAGCGAAUCAACUGUAUCCCUUCGCUAUCUCUCUCAUCGAAAGCGUACGCACUUACGAACGCACUCUGGAGAAGAUCCGCGACAAAGCUUCCAUCAUCCCGCUGGUAGCCGGGCUGCGUCGUGACGUGCUGAACCAAGUGUCUGAAGGCAUGGCGCUUGUAUGGGAGUCUUACAAACUGGAUCCGUACGUUCAGAAGCUCAGUGAAGUUGUACUUCUCUUCCAAGAAAAGGUGGAAGAUCUUCUAGCAGUUGAAGAACAGAUUUCUGUUGAUGCUCGAUCUUUGGAAACAUGUCCGUAUUCAGCUCAAAGUCUUGCGGAUAUUCUCAGUCGCUUACAGAGAGCUAUCGAUGAUCUCUCGCUCCGCCAGUACAGUAAUUUACACCUGUGGGUGCAACGGCUUGACGAAGAGGUUGAGAAAAGCCUCGCUGCCCGCCUACAAGCUGGCAUUGAAGCUUGGACUGCAGCUCUACUUGGUAAAGCCAAUGAACUGGAUCUGUCCAUGGAUACAUACUCUCCCACUGAACCCACUCACAAACCAGGUGGAGAGCCACAGAUCGCACGUGUAGUAUACGAGGUCCGCAUUACGAACCAGCAAAUGUACUUGUUCCCGUCACUGGAGGAGGCACGGUUCCAACUGAUGCGACAAAUGUUCGCAUGGCAAGCCAUCGUCACCAGCCAACACCGCUUGCAAAGCACCAGGUACCAAGUGGGUGUAGCGCGCGCUCAAACCGCUACAUACAGGAACUUGCUCACAAAGUUGCCGGGUGGAUCAUCUCCCGUGGAGAACGCUUAUGACGCCAUUGAACAGAAGAUAUCUCAAGUACGGGAGUACGUUCAUGAAUGGCUUCGUUACCAAGCCUUGUGGGAUCUACAGCCUGAAAGCUUAUAUGGACGUCUCGGUGAAGACAUCACGCUUUGGAUCAAGUGCUUGAAUGAUAUCAAGAAAUCGCGCACAACGUUCGACACUUCGGACACACAUCGCGAAUACGGACCGGUAGUCAUCGACUUUGCUCGCGUACAAAGCAAGGUGGCUCUAAAAUACGACGCUUGGCACAAAGAGGUACUCGGAAAGUUUGGAGCAUUGCUCGGUGGAGAGAUGGUGCAGUUCCACGGUCAACUUGCCAAGUCACGCAGUCAGCUGGAACAACAAACUAUCGAGGCAGCAUCUACCAGUGACGCAGUUUCUCUCAUUACAUACGUACAACAGCUUAAAAGAGAAGUACUUGCGUGGGAAAAGCAAGUCGAUGUCUAUAGAGAGGCACAGCGCAUUCUGGAACGACAGAGAUUCCAGUUCCCAGCGCAAUGGUUGCACGUCGAUAAUAUUGAAGGUGAAUGGAGUGCGUUCAAUGAAAUUAUGCGUAGAAAGGACUCUUCUAUUCAGACCCAGGUGGCCUCACUCCAGCAAAAGAUCGUUGCCGAAGAUAAAGCGGUUGAAGCUCGAACUCUUGAAUUCCUCACCGAGUGGGAACGCAGCAAGCCCACUGAUGGGUCAACUAGACCCGAAGAUGCUUUGGCUAGGCUUCAAGCUAUGGAAACCAGAUACACCAGGCUCAAGGAUGAGAGGGACAAUGUCGCUAAAGCAAAGGAGGCUCUGGAGUUACACGAUACAGGUAGCUCAAUAAACAACGAGCGCAUGACGGUGGCUCUUGAAGAGUUACAAGACUUACGUGGUGUAUGGUCUUCGCUAAGCAAGAUCUGGACACAGAUUGAUGAUAUCAGGGAGAAGCCUUGGCUUUCUGUACAACCUAGAAAACUCAGGCAACAAUUGGAGGCAAUGUUGAAUGAACUGAAGGAAUUGCCAGCUCGUCUACGAAUGUAUGAUAGCUACGAAUAUGUCCGCAAGCUUUUGCAGUCAUACACUAAGGUGAACAUGUUAAUCGUUGAACUGAAAUCCGACGCUCUGAAAGAACGCCAUUGGCGCCAACUGUGCCGCGCGCUCAAAGUGGACUGGUCGCUCUCCGAGCUGACCCUGGGGCAAGUGUGGGAUGCAGACCUGCUUCAUAAUGAACACACAGUCAAGGAUGUUGUGUCUGUCGCUCAGGGAGAAAUGGCUCUCGAGGAGUUCUUGAAGCAGGUUCGAGAGUCAUGGCAGAGCUAUGAACUAGACUUAAUCAACUAUCAAAAUAAGUGUAAGAUCAUACGCGGUUGGGACGAUCUCUUUAAUAAAGUAAAGGAACACAUCAACAGCGUUGCUGCUAUGAAGCUUUCACCAUAUUACAAGGUAUUUGAAGAAGAAGCACUCACUUGGGAAGAAAAAUUGAAUCGUAUCAAUGCGUUAUUCGACGUGUGGAUCGACGUGCAACGUCGGUGGGUCUACUUGGAAGGUAUCUUCAGCGGUUCUGCCGAUAUCAAGACGCUGUUGCCGGUUGAGACUAGCCGUUUCCAAAGCAUCAGCUCUGAGUUCCUUGGACUGAUGAAGAAAGUAAGCAAAUCGCCGAUGGUGAUGGAUGUUCUCAAUAUUCCUGGCGUGCAACGCUCCUUGGAACGUCUCGCUGACCUACUGGGCAAAAUCCAGAAGGCUCUCGGAGAAUACCUGGAGAGGGAGAGAAGCAGUUUCCCUCGAUUCUAUUUCGUGGGUGACGAAGAUCUUCUGGAAAUCAUUGGUAACAGCAAGAACAUCGCUCGUCUACAGAAACACUUCAAGAAAAUGUUUGCUGGCGUUGCAGCUAUCAUUCUCAAUGAAGAUAACACCGUUAUUAAUGGUAUCGCUUCUCGUGAAGGUGAAGAGGUGUACUUCACAUCGCCAGUAUCGACGAUAGAGAAUCCCAAGAUCAACUCUUGGCUAUCAAUGGUUGAACGUGAAAUGCGCGUGACUUUAGCUUGUCGACUAAAAGACGCUGUUGGUGAUGUUAAACAAUUCAAAGACGGCAACGUUGACCCGCAGAAAUUUAUUGAUUGGUGUGAUAAAUAUCAAGCCCAAAUCGUGGUACUGGCAGCUCAAAUUCUAUGGUCUGAAGAUGUAGAAGCCGCCUUAGUGAGCGGUGGAGGCGAAGGCUUGAAGAGAGUACAGGAGCAUGUAGAGAACAUGCUCAACAUUCUUGCUGAUUCUGUGUUGCAAGAACAACCACCACUGAGGAGGAGGAAACUUGAACAUCUUAUCAACGAGUUCGUACACAAACGUACAGUGACACGUCGCCUUAUAGCUUCUGACGUCAAUAGUCCUCGAUCAUUUGAGUGGCUAUGUGAAAUGAGAUUCUACUUCGAUCCUAGAAAUAAUGAUGUACUGCAACAGCUCACUAUCCAUAUGGCAAAUGCCAAAUUCUUGUACGGAUUUGAGUAUUUAGGCGUUCAAGAUCGCCUAGUACAGACUCCACUUACUGACCGAUGCUACCUUACGAUGACACAAGCUUUGGAAGCCAGGCUUGGAGGAUCGCCUUUCGGUCCCGCUGGUACUGGCAAGACUGAAUCAGUGAAAGCUCUUGGAAAUCAACUCGGUCGAUUUGUGUUGGUGUUCAACUGUGAUGAAACAUUUGACUUCCAAGCUAUGGGUCGUAUCUUCGUUGGUCUAUGUCAGGUGGGCGCCUGGGGUUGUUUUGACGAGUUCAAUCGUUUAGAAGAAAGAAUGCUCUCAGCCGUAUCUCAACAAGUACAAACCAUUCAAGAAGCUCUCAAGAGCCAUCAAGAAGUAGACAACACUGGCAAGUCCAUAACGGUCGAAUUAGUGGGCAAACAAGUUCGCGUAAGUCAAGAUAUGGCAAUUUUCAUCACCAUGAACCCUGGAUACGCUGGACGUUCCAAUCUGCCGGACAAUUUGAAGAAACUGUUCCGAUCAUUAGCCAUGACGACUCCAGACAGACAGCUGAUUGCUGAAGUUAUGCUGUUCAGCCAAGGGUUCAGAACGGCUGAGAAACUGGCCUGCAAAAUCGUACCGUUCUUCAAACUUUGCGACGAACAACUGUCUAACCAAUCUCACUACGACUUUGGACUGAGAGCUCUUAAGUCCGUACUUGUGUCUGCUGGUAACGUCAAGCGCGACCGCAUCCAAAAGAUAAAAGAGAACCUAGUUGAACGAGGUACUGAAGUACCAGAUGAGGCAUCAAUCGCGGAAUCUCUUCCCGAACAAGACAUUCUUAUACAAUCUGUGUGUGAAACUAUGGUGCCCAAAUUAGUUGCUGAAGACAUACCUCUACUGUUCUCUCUGCUUAACGAUGUGUUCCCCAAUGUUGGCUAUACUAGAGCCGAGAUGACUGGAUUGAAGAAUGAAAUUCGGUCAGUAUGCGCUGAAGAAUUUUUAGUGUGCGGUGAAGGCGACGAACAAGGCUCCACUUGGAUGGAGAAGGUUCUCCAAUUAUAUCAAAUCUGCAAGUUAAACCAUGGCCUUAUGAUGGUCGGUCCUUCUGGAAGUGGAAAAACUGCUGCUUGGCGCGUUCUGCUCAAAGCACUAGAAAGAUAUGAAGGAAUAGAAGGCGUGGCUCACGUUAUCGACCCGAAGGCGAUGUCUAAGGAAACACUUUAUGGUGUACUGGAUCCCAAUACGCGUGAAUGGACUGAUGGUCUCUUUACUCAUAUACUCAGGAAAAUUAUUGACAAUGUCCGCGGUGAGAUCAACAAACGCCAAUGGAUCAUAUUUGAUGGUGAUGUGGACCCCGAAUGGGUGGAGAAUUUGAACUCUGUACUGGACGACAAUAAGCUGCUUACUUUGCCCAACGGCGAGCGUCUAUCGCUACCGCCCAAUGUUCGAGUUAUGUUUGAGGUACAAGACCUCAAAUAUGCGACACUUGCAACAGUAUCACGUUGUGGUAUGGUGUGGUUCUCACAGGACGUGCUCACUACAGAAAUGAUCUUCGAAAACUACCUUCUGAGGUUGAGAAAUAUCCCACUCGAAGAUGGAGAGGAGGACUCCUUUAGCAUUGUGAUGGCUGCUCCAGCUUCUGGUGGUGAUCAAAACGUUACUGAGAACAUUCUUUCGCCCGCCUUACAAACUCAACGUGACGUAGCGGCAAUCCUCCAACCCCUGUUCUUUGGUGACGGUCUUGUUGUGAAGUGUCUCGAGCGUGCCGUCAGUCUCGACCAUAUAAUGGAUUUCACACGGCACAGAGCGCUGUCCUCGCUACAUUCAAUGCUUAACCGUGGCGUGAGAAACAUAUUGGCUUACAACCGACAACAUCCAGACUUCCCUAUCACUAACGAACAGUUAGAAGCUUAUGUGCCAAAGUGGCUAGUCUAUUCUCUACUGUGGUCCUUUGCUGGUGACGCCAAGCUGAAGGAUCGUAAUGAACUUGGAGACUUUAUUAGAUCGGCCAGCACUAUGCAACUGCCAAACUGUGGAGCGAAUCAACAUAUUAUCGACUUCGAGGUGUGUAUAACGGGUGAGUGGGUGCCUUGGUCAGCCAAGGUGCCCCAGAUAGAAGUGGAGACUCAUAAAGUUGCUGCACCUGAUGUAGUCGUACCUACUCUGGACACAGUCCGUCACGAAGCUCUACUGUACACCUGGUUAGCUGAACACAAGCCUCUUGUACUGUGUGGACCGCCUGGUUCGGGUAAGACCAUGACGCUAUUCUCGGCGCUCCGUGCUCUGCCUGACAUGGAGGUCGUCGGUCUUAACUUCUCGUCCGCAACUACACCCGAACUUCUGCUCAAGACUUUCGACCACUACUGCGAAUAUAGAAAGACGCCUAAUGGUGUUGUGCUUGCUCCUGUACAGCUUGGUAAAUGGUUGGUACUGUUCUGCGAUGAAAUCAACUUACCAGACAUGGAUCAGUAUGGAACACAGAGAGUUAUCUCAUUCUUGAGACAACUGCUGGAGCACAAGGGCUUUUAUAGAGCCAGUGAUCACUCGUGGGUACAUUUGGAGCGUAUCCAGUUUGUAGGAGCGUGUAACCCACCUACGGACCCCGGCCGAAAACCAUUGUCUCAUCGUUUGUUGAGACAUGUACCCGUCAUAUAUGUUGAUUACCCUGGAGAGACUUCGCUUGAACAGAUCUACGGCACGUUCACCCGCGCGAUGCUCCGCAUGCAGCCGGCGCUGCGUGGCUACGCCGAGCCGCUGACGCAGGCCAUGGUCAAGCUGUACCUCGCCUCGCAGGAGCGCUUCACGCAGGACAUGCAGCCGCACUACGUCUACUCGCCCAGGGAAAUGACCAGAUGGGUGCGCGGCAUUUGCGAGGCUAUCAGGCCACUAGAUAAUCUUAACGUGGAAGGUCUCGUAAGACUGUGGGCGCACGAAGCUCUCCGGCUGUUCCAGGACCGUCUAGUUGACGAUACAGAAAGACAGUGGACGGACGAGAACAUUGACAAUGUUGCUAUGAGGUUCUUCCCAGGUAUAAACAGAGAACAGGCGCUGGCUCGUCCAAUUUUGUACAGCAACUGGCUUAGUAAAGAUUACAUUCCUGUACUAAGAGACCAACUGCGGGAGUACGUUAAGGCUAGACUUAAGGUAUUCUACGAAGAAGAACUAGAUGUACCUUUGGUGUUGUUUGAUGAGGUGUUGGACCACGUAUUACGUAUCGACCGAAUCUUCCGGCAGCCUCAAGGACACUUACUGCUUAUCGGAGUGUCCGGCGCCGGCAAAACUACACUUAGUCGUUUUGUCGCCUGGAUGAACGGACUUAGCAUCUUCCAAAUUAAGGUGCACAACAAGUACACAGGCGCUGAUUUCGACGAAGAUCUUCGGUCGGUGCUCCGGCGCGCCGGGUGUCGGGACGAGAAAGUCGCAUUCAUUCUUGAUGAGUCCAACGUGCUCGACAGCGGUUUCCUCGAGAGAAUGAAUACUCUAUUAGCCAACGGAGAGGUACCAGGAUUGUUCGAAGGCGAUGAAUUUGCCGCACUCAUGACGCAAUGCAAAGAAGGCGCUCAAAGAGAAGGUUUGAUGUUAGAUUCUAACGACGAGCUGUAUAAAUGGUUCACUGGUCAAGUUAUGCGCAACUUGCAUGUGGUAUUUACUAUGAAUCCGUCAUCUGAAGGAUUAAAAGACCGUGCGGCCACUUCUCCUGCUCUUUUCAAUCGUUGUGUGCUCAACUGGUUCGGCGAUUGGAGUGAUGGCGCGCUGUUCCAAGUGGGUAAAGAGUUUACCCAGCGUAUGGACCUGGAUUCAGCCGAUUACUCUCCGCCGGACGAUUUCCCUGCAGCUUGCCACGAGAUCAGCGAACGUCCUGCACAUCGCGAAGCCGUUGUUAACGCCUGUGUGUACGUGCACCAGACUCUGCAUCGAGCUAACGCCAGCCUCGCCAAGAAAGCAAAUAGGACCAUGGCUAUCACACCCAGACAUUACUUAGACUUCAUCCAGCAAAUGGUAAAAUUGUAUGCUGAGAAACGUGCGGACCUUGAAGAACAACAGCUUCAUUUGAAUGUUGGUCUGGGCAAGAUCGCCGAGACUGUCGAACAAGUCGAGGAAAUGCAAAAGAGCCUUGCUGUCAAAUCACAGGAACUGCAAGCCAAGAAUGAGGCGGCUAACGCCAAGCUACGUCAAAUGGUGAAAGACCAACAAGAAGCCGAAAAGAAAAAGGUUGAAAGUCAAGAAAUUCAGGUCGCUCUAGAGAAACAAACUAAGGAGAUAGAAGCUAAACGCAGAGAUGUAAUGGCUGACUUAGCGCAAGUGGAACCUGCUGUCAUCGAGGCUCAGAAUGCGGUGCGAUCUAUCAAGAAGCAGCAGCUAGUGGAAGUGCGUUCCAUGGCCAACCCACCGUCGGUGGUGAAGAUGGCGCUCGAGUCCAUCUGUACCCUGCUCGGGGAAAAGGGUGACACGUGGAAGGGCAUCCGCUCCGUCGUCAUGAAAGACAACUUCAUAUCGACAAUUGUUAACUUCGAGACUGAGAACAUCACGUCUAUGGGCAAUCCACCAGCGAUUGUGAAGGUUGCGCUCGAAUCCAUCUGCCUGUUGCUCGGAGAGAAUGCGACUGACUGGAAAGCGAUCCGAGCUGUCAUCAUGCGGGAAAAUUUCAUCAACAGCAUCGUCUCCAAUUUCUCCACCGAGGACAUAACUGACGACGUUCGCGAAAAGAUGAAGACUCGUUACCUCAGUAAUCCUGAUUACAACUUCGAGAAGGUUAACAGAGCCAGUAUGGCAUGUGGCCCUAUGGUCAAAUGGGCUAUUGCUCAGAUCGAGUACGCUGACAUGUUAAAACGCGUUGAACCUUUACGUAACGAACUCAAGGCUCUCGAAGACAGAGCCCAAAGCAAUGUAACCGCUGGUGAUGAAGUAAGCGAGUUGAUUGCUCAACUAGAGAAGUCUAUUGCAUCGUACAAGGAGGAAUACGCCCAGCUCAUUAGCCAAGCGCAAGCUAUUAAGACUGAUCUCGAAAAUGUUCAAGCUAAGGUGGAUAGGUCCAUUGCGCUCCUGAAGAGUUUGGUGAUCGAACGCGAACGUUGGGAGGCAAGCUCAGAGACAUUCCGUUCACAAAUGAGUACUAUAGUCGGUGAUGUCCUAUUAUCGGCUGCUUUUAUCGCAUACGGCGGAUACUUCGAUCAACACUAUCGGCAAAACUUGUUUACAACAUGGACAGCACACUUGGCAGCUGCAAACAUCAAGUAUCGUGCUGACAUUGCUCGUACUGAAUACCUCAGUAAUCCAGACGAGCGCCUACGCUGGCAGGCCAACGCUCUACCCACUGAUGAAUUGUGUGUGGAGAAUGCUAUAAUGUUGAAGCGCUUCAAUCGUUAUCCACUUAUUAUCGAUCCUUCUGGCCAAGCAACAGAGUUUAUAAUGCGAGAAUUCAAAGAACGCAAGAUCACCAAGACUUCGUUCCUCGAUGAUUCGUUUAGAAAGAACUUGGAGUCAGCCCUACGGUUCGGUAAUCCGUUACUCGUACAAGACGUAGAGAACUACGACCCGAUUCUGAACCCAGUACUCAACAGAGAAUUGCGCCGAACUGGCGGUCGCGUCCUCAUCACUUUGGGAGACCAAGACAUUGAUCUAAGUCCUUCGUUUGUCAUUUUCCUAAGCACCAGGGAUCCAACAGUAGAGUUUCCACCAGACAUGUGCUCUCGUGUGACAUUCGUCAACUUCACCGUAACUCGUUCAUCUCUACAAUCGCAAUGUCUACAUCGCGUACUCAAGGCUGAGAGGCCUGAUAUUGAUACUAAGCGCUCUGAUUUGCUUAAGUUGCAAGGCGAAUUCCACCUCCGUCUGCGCCAAUUGGAAAAGUCUUUGCUGCAAGCACUCAACGAUGCUAAAGGCAAGAUCUUAGACGAUGAUUCCGUGAUAGCCACCCUCGAAACCUUAAAGAAGGAAGCAGACGACAUCGGACAGAAGGUUGAAGAGACUGACAAAGUUAUAGCCGAAAUUGAAACUGUCAGCCAGCAGUACUUACCAUUGUCUCAAGCUUGCAGCAGCAUUUACUUCACAAUGGAAUCCCUCCACCAAGUACACUUCUUGUACCAAUACUCUUUGAAGAUGUUCCUCGAUAUAUUCAGCUCAGUUCUAGUCUGUCCAUUACUCAGUGGAAUUACGGACUACACUGCUAGACUCAAGAUUAUCACUGAGGAGCUGUUCACGGUGGUAUAUGAGCGUGUGGCCCGUGGUAUGCUGCACACAGACCGGCUCACAUUCGCCUUGCUGCUCUGCCGAAUUCACCUCAAGGGUACUGGUGCCGAGGACACACUUGAACGAUCGUUCGCAGUCUUCCUUGGAGGAAAGGAGGGCUACGUCUCCCCAUCCCCACCGCUUGAACCUCUCACGCAUCAACAGCAUGAUGCCGCUGAUAGACUUAGUUCCAGGUUACCAGCAUUCCGGCGUCUCCUAGAAAAGGCCGGUGAGCUCCCAGAGCUAUCCGCGUGGCUGUCUCAAGCCGCGCCUGAGCAAUUGGUCCCCACGUUGUGGGACUGCGAGGCGUCCGCUCCCCCUGCGCCACAUACACUAUCCAUGUACCGCUUGCUACUCAUACAGGCGUUCCGACCCGACCGUGUGAUCGCCGCUGCAACACAAUUGGUGACAGCCGUGUUGGGUGCCGGUUUCAUGGCUAAAGCCGAGACUGAACUUGAUCUGCAAUCAAUUAUUGAAAACCAGUUGAAUGGCACUACACCUGCUCUUCUCUGUUCCGUGCCUGGAUAUGACGCCAGUGGUCGCGUCGACGAUAUGGCGACUGAGUUGAAUAAACCUUUAUCCAGCAUAGCCAUUGGUUCCGCCGAAGGUUUUAACCAGGCCGAGCGUGCUAUUAACACUGCUUGCAAGACUGGACGCUGGGUAAUGCUAAAGAACGUCCACUUGGCGCCCGUAUGGCUAGUGCAAUUAGAGAAGAAAUUACAUUCUCUACAACCACACCCGAACUUCCGGUUAUUCUUAACUACUGAGAUCAGCCCCAAACUGCCUGUGAACUUGUUGCGUGCUGGACAAGUGCUCGUGUUUGAACCUCCACCUGGCAUCCGUGCCAAUCUGCUCAGGACCUUUGCAACUGUCCCAGCAAAUCGUAUGAUGAAGCAACCAUCGGAACGCGCGAGACUGUACUUCUUACUUGCCUGGUUCCACGGCAUCGUUCAAGAGCGUCUCCGCUAUGUGCCCCUGGGGUGGGCUAAAUACUACGAGUUCAACGAGUCGGAUCUCAGAGUCGCCUGUGACACUCUUGACACGUGGAUCGACUCCACAGCAAUGGGUCGCACAAACCUACCUCCUGAGAAGGUUCCAUGGGAAGCCUUAGUGACACUUCUGUCUCAAUGUAUCUACGGUGGCAAGAUCGACAACACCUUCGACCAGCGACUACUACAUUCCUUCUUAUGCAAGCUGUUCACGCCUAAGUCGUUUGAGGCUGACUUUGCACUUGUAGCUAAUGUAGAUGGGGCAAGCGGUAACCAGCGCCACAUAACGAUGCCCGAUGGCAACCGUCGUGAUCACUUCCUCAAGUGGAUCGAAGAGUUGUCUGAUAGGCAGACUCCUUCCUGGCUUGGUCUCCCUAACAACGCUGAGAAGGUGCUCCUUACUACUCAAGGUAGCGACUUGGUGUCUAAGCUGCUCAAGAUGCAGCAACUCGAAGAUGAAGAGGAGUUAGCUUAUAAUGCCGCUUCACAGGAUCAUGACCAAGUUCCAGAUUCGAUGGUGGACGGCAGGCCCGCUUGGAUGAAGACUUUGCAUCAAACUGCUACCAAGUGGUUGCAGAUGCUGCCACAGCAAUUACCGACAUUGCGGCGUACUGUGGAAAACAUAAAAGACCCAUUGUAUCGUUUCUUCGAACGCGAAGUAGCCGCUGGAGCUUCUUUAUUGCAACAAGUAUUACACGAUCUACGGAACGUGAUCUCUAUUUGUCAGGGCUCGAUGAAGCAGACGAACGAGACGCGCGCGAUGGUGGGGUCGCUGGUGCGGGGCAUGCUGCCGCGCGGCUGGCUGCGCUACGCCGUGGCGCGCGGCUGCACCGUGCAGCAGUGGGUGGGCGACUUCGCGCAGCGCGUCACGCAGCUCGCCGACGUCUCCGACGCCGUCGCCGCGCAGGGCGCCAAGAAGCUGCAGAGCAUUCCCGUAUGGCUCGGUGGGCUGCUCAACCCGGAGGCCUACAUCACCGCCACUCGUCAAUGUGUGGCUCAAGCGAACUCCUGGUCACUGGAGGAACUACAUUUACAAGUGACGAUCCCUGACCCCGGCACACCUACCGAGAACGCGCAAACGGAGUGGUCAUUCUCGGUGACCGGGCUGAAGCUGCAAGGGGCCACUGUUAAAGGCAACAGACUGCUGCUCACCAACACUAUUAUGGUUGACCUGCCGCUCACUGUCCUCACUUGGAUCCGUGGUCCGGAAACGUCAACAGGCGGCAAAACUCUAACAUUACCGGUGUACUUGAACAGUGCUCGCUCUGAGCUCCUGUUCACCGUGCGGCUCCCCAUCGCGCCGGGACAAGAGCCGCACGCCUUCUACGAGAGGGGUGUCGCUCUACUCACCUCCACCGCACUCAACUAA